UCCCUCGUCCCAUUUAUCACUCUUUUCAUUUUUCUCUCUCUUCUCAAAACACAUUCACUCUUCCUUUCACCGUUUCUUUUACAUAGCCACCCUUUCUUAACACACCGUGUAAGUUGUAACUGCCUCAACAACUCGCACCUUAUCUUUGUUCAGAUAUCAGUAUUUUACCCAUAUCGUAUUGGAUUCGUUGAGUAUUAGUCUUGGUCGUUUCGAUUCAUUUUUCAGCGAUUUAAAGUUUGAAAUUAGAUUUGUAUGGCAAGUUUGAGGGAGCUGUGAGAGAAGAGAACAUGUCUGUAGAAAGGUCCUUCGAAGCAUGGGAGGAGGUGCAACGGCAUGGGCAGGACCUUGCUGAUAGGCUUGCCCAGGGUUUCAGUGGUCUGAUCCAGACGCACAUGACCCCGCCGCAGUUCGCUUGGCCAAACCCUCACAAGUCGAAGCUAUUCGAUCUUGAGUUCCCGACACACAGCUUUGCGAACGGGGAUCUUGCCCUCGCCACGCAGGAGUAUGGGAUAAACGGCGUGACAGCGAUUUUUGACAUUGGUAACAGGAUCGGCCAGGCUGGGGCGGACUUUGGGGCCAGUUUGAACGGUUUGGUUCAGCAGUUUUUCCGGUCGCUGCCGUUACCUGCGGUGCAGUUUAAGCCGGAGGAGGCGGUGGUGGGCUCGAUUCGGAUGGAUGGGGAGAAGGUUAGGCAGAGAAGUGGUGGUGGUCUUGGGGUUGCUGUUAUGCAAGAGGAUUUGGAUUUGGGGUCACUUAGUGAGAGGUUGAAGAAUCAUGGUUUUGCUGAGACUAAUAGUGGCGGCGGCGGCGGCGGCGGUGGAAAUGUUGAUGAAGAAGGUGGUGGCGGUGGCAGCAUCGGCAGCGGCAGCGGCAGCGGCAGCGGCAGUGGCAGUGGCAGUGGCAGUGGCAGUGGCAGUGGCAGUGGCGGAUUUAACCUUGGGUCUAUUGGUUAUAUGGGUAGGCGACAGGGAAUCAUAAAUUUUACGUCAACUUAUGAUAGUAGAACACAAGAAGUGGACGGGUCUUUAGUUGCAAGGGGAGAUUUGUGGAGAGUAGAGGCAUCACACGGUGGCUCUACUUCUACAUCUGGAAAUGGAAAUUCAUCUCUUUUUCUUGUCCAGCUUGGACCUCUCCUCUUUAUUCGCGAUUCAACUCUCCUUCUGCCUGUUCAUCUGUCAAAGCAACACUUACUUUGGUAUGGCUACGACAGAAAGAAUGGAAUGCAUUCUCUUUGUCCAGCAGUGUGGUCAAAACACAGGAGGUGGCUGUUGAUGUCCAUGCUUUGUUUGAAUCCCUUAGCUUGUUCAUUUGUGGAUCUGCAAUUUCCUAAUGGACAACUAACCUACGUAUCCGGUGAGGGUCUUACUACGAGUGCUUUCCUUCCGGUUUGCGGAGGUCUUCUUCAAGCUCAGGGUCAAUAUCCUGGGGAAAUGAGAUUCAGCUAUUCAUGCAAGAAUAAGUGGGGAACAAGAAUUACGCCGAUGGUACAAUGGCCUGACAAAUCAUUUUCUUUGGGUGUUGCCCAAGCCUUGGCCUGGAAGAGAUCUGGUCUCAUUGUGAGGCCAACCGUUCAAUUCAGUGUGUGUCCCACAGUUGGUGGAAGCAAUCCAGGGUUGCGGGCCGAACUCAUACAUUCUGUUAAAGAGAAGCUCAGCCUAAUCUGUGGAUGCGCCUUCAUGUCGUAUCCAUCUGCAUUCGCUUCUGUAUCCAUUGGAAGAUCAAAGUGGAAUGGAAAUGUUGGGAACUCGGGCGUUGUCUUCAGAGUUGAUGCUCCUCUCUCCAAUGUUGGGCGUCCUUCCUUCUCCAUUCAGCUAAAUAGUGGCAUCGAGUUUUGAUGAAGCCUUAUAAUGUGUUCCGUACUUUAAUAUAUUCCUUAUUUUGUACGAGAAAAAGUGUAAAUAUGUUUGGUUAGUUGGGGAAAAAAAAAAAAAAACCUAAGUCUUAACAAAUAACAA
Messenger RNA from Arachis stenosperma, 1955 nucleotides. RefSeq lists its product as uncharacterized. NCBI's taxonomy places the organism in Eukaryota, Viridiplantae, Streptophyta, Magnoliopsida, Fabales, Fabaceae. The transcript has 7 exons. Bases 288 to 1835 code for a protein of 515 amino acids. The record is from RefSeq and is a predicted model, not a curated record.